Molecule: messenger RNA, 1638 nt
Organism: Suillus subalutaceus
Lineage: Eukaryota; Fungi; Basidiomycota; Agaricomycetes; Boletales; Suillaceae
Exons: 7
Coding region: 1-1638 (545 amino acids)
Source: RefSeq, a predicted model, not a curated record
AUGGCGUCCUCUUCCAAAGUUGUAGAUUCAAAGCGCCCCAAUUCUAAGGACCCUGACCCCGAUGACAUGGAUCAAGAUUCUGACCCUUUGGAAGGACGCGAAGACAGUAUGAAAUGGAUCAAGAAGCAAAUUACAAAACAAGUUGCCAUGUUCGGAGGCAAAUUCGGCACCAACAGGACCUUUCCUUGGAAGCUCAUGCCGAAUGCACUUGCAGACGACAAUGUGUGCAUCAAGGGUUACCCUGCACACAAAUGUCUCCUGCCAGGCGAGUCAUGCAGGAUUACCUCAAGUGCAAAGAGCAAGGGUGUUGCUGGUUUGACACAGAAGGAGGUCACCAUCCUCGUCGAAGCUUUAAAAGCAAAGUCCAUGAAUGAGUGGCCCGUAAUUUUCGGUGAAGCUCCUCCAUUGGACUACCCUCAUGCACAUGCUCGAUGUCUUUUCGUCGAUGAACAUAUCAACUACAAUGGUCCCCCUUGCAUCAAGUCUAGUACAGCAACUACGAAAAUCAAGAAAUCUACGACUUCAGUAGGGAAAUCUGGUAUGCAUCUGGAGGUAGUACCUCCCCCAUCACGGCCGUUUAAGGUUGUUGCCCGGCCGCCACCUCACAAGGUGAUCGACGUUCAAUCCACUUCCCCCGAUUCUCAAGACGCAAAUGACCAACACCAAGAGGACUCUGAGUCGGAGUAUGAGGACGCGUCUCACGGAAAGAGGAAGAAGAGGAAGUCCAGUGGUGAGCUGCAUGCAUCAAAAAAGCGCACUUCACCUGUAGACAUUCUCCCCAAAGCAGGGAGGACGGGCGUGCAAUCAAAGGAGACACCAGUGCUGUCACAAUCACCAACAAAAGGAGGUCCAUUAUCCCCAUUGACAGUAGAGUCAUCCGGCGAUGAUCAAGACCUCCUUGCAACUACUACUAUGCACCUUCAUGACGGCCCUUCUGAGCAACCUGCAAACACCAAAGCUCGUGUCAAAGCACAUCCGGUUGUGAAGGGCUCUCAUUGGAAGCCAAAGCCGAUGUCUCGUUAUGGCUGCACCCUUCGUACCAUAUACUCUGACGCCGACUCUGACACUAUUGACGACAGGAUCGAACCCAAGUCCCAAAAACUCGAACCCAAGUCUCAAAAACUCUCUCCAAGGAGCGCAGACAACUCUGCCACAAGUUCUGCAGAUGUGCCUGCAGAUACUACUGAGGUGGCAGCCACACCACUGUCACAGCCAAAUAUUGAGGUGAACGGUGCACUCCUGCAGUCUCCACCAACUUCAGACACAGUUCAAUGCGAUGUUGCCAGCGAUAUUGGCCAAGUUCUGGGGCAAACGGACACAUCUUUUCCCACAGAGCUUCCUCAGGCUGUGCCUCAUGGAGGAGCAGAAGGAGCGGGAGGCAUGGGAGGAGCAGUGGUAGCAGGAGGUGGUGAUGUAGGAGGAGGAGCGGUGGUAGCAGGAGGUGGUGAUGUAGGAGGAGUUCAAUUUGGAGGAGGAGGAGCACCACUGGAGCCCCACAACCUCCCCAUGAACACUGAUUGCCAAUCUGAGGAGUCCAUGCGCUGUCAAGAGCAUCUCCAUCAUGAGAUCCGUGAUCCUCGUAUGCCUAGUCGUGGUACUCAUGACGCAUCCUAUCCAAUGCAGGAUUACCAACGCUGA